UUACGUUUCCUCUUCUUCCUUAGGUUUUUUUUUGGGUUUCUCUGCAACUAUAAUACGCGACAGCUGACUGAUUUUGAUGGCCUGUAGUCUACAGGCUGUAGAGCAAUUUUCUCCGUUUUUCUUGCCCCAAACUUGAUAGAUCUUAAGUAGAUUAUUCGAUUUACGGAUUGAAAUAAGUUUACUGUCUCUGGUGAAUUAGUUUGGAAAUGGAAAGUAGUGAAAGAGAAGAGCUUGGUAGCUUCUUAACUGCUGUUCCCCCUGUGGAUUUCUGUUGUGUUUAUGGUUCAACGCUGCACCCAAAUAACCAAGAUAAGUCUAAAAUGGUGGACUACAUCCUUGGCGUUUCUGAUCCCAUGCAAUGGCACUCUCAGAAUCUGAAAAUGAAUUCACAUCACUAUGCUUCAUGGAUGGUUCACCUUGGUGGAGCUAGGCUGAUUACGGAAGUUGCAGAUAAAGUAGGUGUUGGAGUUCACUUCAACCCAUUUGUCACUUGGAACGACAGGAAGCUAAAGUAUGGGGUUGUUCGGAUGAAUGACCUAGUACAGGACAUUCUGGACUGGAACAGAUUCUACUUGAGUGGCCGUUUACAAAAACCGCUUCAUUUGCUUGUUGAUAAUCUGGACAUAGAAGACGUCAACUCUGUUAAUAAGAGAGCCGCACUAUCUGCAGCCCUUCUUCUCUUGCCUUCCAAAUUCACCGAGGAAGAUCUAUACGCCAAAAUAUGCAGCCUUUCUUACAUGGGAGACUUGCGAAUGCUUUUUGCAGAGGACACUAAUAAAGUGAACAAGAUUGUAAAGGGGCAGUUUGAUCUUUUCCAGUCAAUGUAUAAGCCUUUUCUUCAAGAGUGCGAGACCAAAAACAUACUGAGAUUCUCAUCUGCUGAAACUAAUUUAGUUCAGGACUCUAGCCUUUCAUCAUCACGCUCACUGGUCUCUUCUCUUCCUGCAUCAGUAAGAAGCCAAAUGAGCAAGUUACUUGGGGAAAAGAAAAUCUUGAGUGAGACCGGUAGAGUUUCAAGGGAAGUUUGUAUAGGUUCAAGAGAAGAAGCAGCGAAAUGUAUGGAGAAGGUAAUGAAGCGAAGGGUAAUGGUUUCAAGCGCAAGACAGGCUGUGUCUGGCUUCUUGGCUGCUGGUGCUAUUAAUGCAACAGUGUAUCUUUCACAGAAAAUGCGCAAAGCUUGGAAUUCUCGGUCAUGAGAGACUUUUAGAUCAACUGUUAGUUGAAGAAAGUAGAUCUUGCCACUAUUAGUUCUUCUUUCUUUCUUUUUCUAAGUACCAACUUUUCUUUUUGUGUUGAUGGUUAUGUCUUUUUCUAAGUAGAUCUUGCCACUAUUUAGUUGAUCAUUCUUUCAUUCUUUCUU
Brassica rapa (field mustard) is the source of this 1360-nucleotide messenger RNA. Its product is annotated as phosphatidate cytidylyltransferase, mitochondrial. The record is from RefSeq and is a predicted model, not a curated record. Lineage: Eukaryota; Viridiplantae; Streptophyta; Magnoliopsida; Brassicales; Brassicaceae. Gene Ontology annotation, biological process: CDP-diacylglycerol biosynthetic process; cardiolipin biosynthetic process. Gene Ontology annotation, cellular component: mitochondrion. Gene Ontology annotation, molecular function: phosphatidate cytidylyltransferase activity.